CUAGCAUAUAAAGCGGUCUAUAAAUGAGGCAGUGCAGUGUGUUUGGCUGCUAAUGGAACUGUAGUGUCCUUGUCCUUGUCCUUGCAUCACUGAUGGAAGGCUGAAGGUAACAUUUGUUUUUGUUAAAUGUGAAGCUACUUGCUCAAGACACUGCCAGCAUCACUUGUAAGAACUUCUAAUUUUUGUGCUAAAGAAUUAAGUCCAACCCAUUCUCAAUUGUCUAAUGAGAGAAAAUGACUGAAUAAAAACAGCUGAUGUCACAGGGGUUACCUCUAAGUUUAUUGUAACAGAUUCACCACAUAAGAAUCACAUUCUUUUGCCUUAAGUCAGGUGUACUGUUUGCCUCACCGAGUGAUUUUUUACUGCUGUUUUAUAACUAAUCUGCAAGCCUAAACACGUUAGAGAAAUAUAUCUCAUACAUAAUCCGAGCACAUCGUCAGAGUGUUUUAUUUUGAAAAUACAGAGGGACAGCGAGACAUUAUCGCAAACAGGCUAUGUUUGUGAGGUAUUACCAUAGCGUAACACUAUUCACAGAGUGGCACAGCAAGGUGCUGCCUCACAACGCGUCUCCUCCCUGUAUUUGAACGGGACAUGCAGAAAUUUUGACAUUCUUAAUUGAAAAUAUUUUUUUAUUACUGGAUUUGUACAGAAAAGGGAUUUGUAAUACAUACCAGGUGACAAAUAUUAAAAUGUAUUAUAUUUUAUAAUCAGCUUCUCUUUUUCUUUUCAAGCUUGACAGGUGAGGCUCUGCCUCCCCUGCCUCCCCUCGCACGUCAAUGCUAUUUAGUCCAGCCUCCUUCUUUUGCACCCAAUGUCCCUGGAAGAGCCAGAGUAGCUUCUGAAGGUAGAGCUGAGACUUUUGAGCAUUUCUGUUGCUGGGAUGGCCAGGUGCAGUGUGUGGCGCAGGCCUGUGGUGCUUCCCCUGUGCUGGAAAGAUGAGCUGACAACAUUAGGUGUGCGCUGUAGCAGUAGUAUGCCAGUGGUCAAGCCUUUCAAUGAGAUUCCUGGACUGUGGAAAAAUGGAGUUGCCAACUUGUACAAUUUCUGGAAGCUGGACGGCUUCAGAAACCUUCACCGCAUCAUGUCGCAGAAUUUCAAGACUUAUGGACCCAUCUACAGGGAAAAAAUAGGAUAUUAUGAAAGUGUAAAUAUUAUCAAUCCCGAGGAUGCUGCCAUUGUGUUCAGAGCAGAGGGUCACUAUCCUAGAAGGCUGCAAGUUGAACCGUGGACUGCAUACAGAGAAUACAGGAAUCGCAAAUAUGGUGUUUUACUCAAGAAUGGAGAAGACUGGAGAUCAAACCGGGUGGUGCUCAACAAGGAGGUGAUUUCCCCAAAAAUGCUGGAAAACUUUGUGCCUUUGCUGGACGAAGUGGGACAAGAUUUUGUGGCCAGAGUUCACAAAAAGAUAAAGAGGAGUGGCCAAAACAAAUGGACGACUGACCUCUCUGAAGAACUUUUUAAAUAUGCACUAGAAUCCGUGAGCUCGGUGCUGUAUGGCGAGCGUCUGGGUCUGAUGCUGGACUACAUUGAUCCAGAAGCUCAACGUUUCAUUGACUGCAUCACCCUCAUGUUUAAGACUACCUCACCAAUGCUGUACAUACCCCCUGGUCUGUUGAGACGGAUUGGAUCAAAGGUGUGGCGGGAUCAUGUGGAGGCUUGGGAUGGCAUUUUCAACCAAGCUGACCGCUGCAUCCAGAAUAUCUACAGGCAGCUGCGCCAGGACAGUGGCAUGCCAGAGAAAUACCCAGGAGUCCUUGCCAGCCUUCUCAUGCUGGACAAGCUCUCCAUUGAAGACAUCAAGGCCAGUGUUGCUGAGCUAAUGGCUGGAGGAGUAGAUACAACUUCUAUAACGCUGCUGUGGACACUGUAUGAGCUAGCUAAGAACCCCAACCUCCAGGAGGAGCUGAGGGCGGAGGUGGCUGCAGCACGAGCUGAAAGCCAGGGAGACUUGCUGGAAAUGCUAAAGCGGAUUCCUUUGGUGAAAGGAGCCUUGAAGGAAACACUGAGGUUACACCCAGUUGCAGUGAGCUUGCAAAGAUACAUAGCAGAAGAUAUUAUUGUUCAAAACUACCACAUCCCGGCUGGGACAUUAGUUCAGUUAGGAUUGUAUGCAAUGGGAAGAGACCCAAAGGUGUUUGCACGCCCGGAGCAGUAUCAGCCUUCCCGCUGGCUGAAGACAGAGGCGCACUACUUCAGAAGCCUGGCCUUUGGCUUUGGCCCCCGUCAGUGUUUAGGACGCAGAAUAGCUGAGGCCGAGAUGCAACUCUUCCUCAUCCAUAUGCUUGAGAACUUCCGAGUGGAGAAACAGCGCCAUAUGGAAGUGCAGAGUACCUUUGAGCUUAUUCUGCUACCAGACAAGCCUAUUCUUUUGACUUUGAAACCACUGGAAACGAGUUUGUAAAACUGUGUUUUAAUGAAACCUGUGGUGCAUGACAAGUCAUUUUUGUAGUCCUGUAUCACAAAUAAUCAUAAAGGGCUUCACGAUACAUGGCAAUAUAAAUAUUGAAUAAAACUGUACAACUUUGAGGUUGACAGAAAGCAACAAAUGAAAAAAAACAACAACAUUAGGAAAGAAAAAACUUACAAUAUGCAUCAACAAACAUUACCUCAGUAAUUCCAUAACUGGUGAAGAAAGUAGAUAUAUAUAUAGUAGUAUAAGUAGUUAUAUAUGUAUAUAUAUAUAUAUAUAUAUAUAGUAAUAGUAAUAGUAGUAUAAGUAGUUAUAUUGACUUUCGGUUCCUUAUUUAGGUUUCUGUUUGCUGAUGUGUGGAAUCUGAUAUUGAUGUCUAAAAGAAGCAGAAAACAGUUGACGGACGUAAAUUCAUUUUAAAUACGUAUUUAAAAUGCAACACAGAAUGUGAAUGAAUGAAGUGAAGACAAACUCAGCUGACUGCAGAAACAUUAUGGAGGACUGUGGAGGCUGUUGGGACAAAGCCGUGUCUGUGCUCACUCAGUUUGGUCAACAGUUCCUGUUUCUUUCUCCCCCACAACUUGGAGUUCGCCUCCAACUGUAAUAGAUAAAAACAAAUGGCCAAACAUUCAUGAAUAUAAAUAAAAUGUGAGUGAUGUUAAGAAUUCA
Molecule: messenger RNA, 3079 nt
Organism: Solea solea (common sole)
Lineage: Eukaryota; Metazoa; Chordata; Actinopteri; Pleuronectiformes; Soleidae
Product: cholesterol side-chain cleavage enzyme, mitochondrial
Exons: 9
Coding region: 881-2401 (506 amino acids)
Biological process (GO): cortisol metabolic process; glucocorticoid biosynthetic process; cellular response to peptide hormone stimulus
Cellular component (GO): mitochondrial inner membrane
Molecular function (GO): monooxygenase activity; oxidoreductase activity, acting on paired donors, with incorporation or reduction of molecular oxygen; iron ion binding
Source: RefSeq, a predicted model, not a curated record